AUGGCAAAUAAAAGUCCUCGAUAUUGUUUAUAUCGAGAUUUUGUUGAUGCUUAUAUGAAAGCUCAUACAGAAAUGACUCGAUGCACAUCACAUCUUAGUGCACAAACAGAAUGGAAUGCAAUUAAAAAGAAUGACAAUGUAGUUAAAAAGAAGAUUGUUGAAUAUCUCGAUAUGUGGAAUAAAGCAGGUCAACCAGAACUUACACCAUCAAAAAAAACACCAAAUAAGAAAGAUAGUGCAUCAAAAACAUCUGCUAAAAAACGAACAUUGUCACCCGAUAAUGAUCAACAAAAUGAUGAUCCUAAUAGAAAAUUAAAUUUUUCUUCACCUGUAACACCUACAUCAAAUAAACGUAAGGCAUUGAUAGAAAUCGAUGAUCUUGAAACUGAAUUAACAACAAAUGAACAAUCAUGGAUUAUGCGUUCAGCUGAAAAACUUGCUGCUAAAAAGAAAAUUGUAACACCUGAAUCUGAAAAAAUAAAAGCACCAGCACAAGAAUCAAUUUUAAGUGAUCUUAAUGAAAUAUCUGAACGUAUUGACAAUUUAAUUCAAGUUAAAAGUAUGGGUUUAUUAACAGCUGAAAAUCAGAAAAAAUUAAAGAAAUUAAUUGAACAAAAACAACAACGUUCUUCUGAUCUUAAACGUCUUCAAUCACGACAACGUGCAUCAGCACGUUUUCGUGAAAAGAAAAAACGAGAAGUUGAAAAAUUAUGUGCUACUAAUCCUGUUGCAGCUGUUGAACUUUCAAAAGUUUUUCGACCAACAUUAGCAACAGCACAAAUGAAAAUUGAAGCAGAUUGUCCUGAUCUUUUACAAAUUAUUGGUGAAAUUGCACAUGUAGGUGGUGCAACAGAUAAAAAAACAGAAAAACCAUGUGUAUCAUUAGAUGAUCUUAAAAAUGCAAUUAAACAACGUGGAUAUGAAAUUUCUAAAUCAUCACUUUAUUAUCGUCUUAUGCCUCAACGUGCUCUAUCGCAAGAUGGAAAAAAACAUAUUGUUACUGUACCUGUUCGUCUUCGUAAAAUGCAAGGAAUUGAAUUACCAUCUCAACAUGAAGAUUGUCAUUUUACGGCUGCUUCAACAAGACAUAUUACAGAUUUAGCUGGUAUUUUUGGUAAUGAUUGUGUCUUCUAUUUAACACAAGAUACUAAAGCUAAAAUUAGUAUUGGUCGACCUGCAACAGCUAAAGGGCAAACACCUCUUAUAUUGCAUCUUGAUUAUAAAAUAAGUUCAAUCGAACCACAAUUAAAUUCGAUUGCUCCACCGCAUCAAUUAACACCAUGUAUUUACGCUGCAUCAGUUAUUGAUGAAGCAGGUGCAAUAUCAAAUUUUGGUCCAACAUAUGUAUCUAUUCGAUCGGCUAAACAUGAUCGUUUAACACAUGAAAGUCAUGCAAUGGAUUUUGAUCAUUUGGUUCAAUUGAAAGAAUUUGAAAAAGUUGCAUGUGAUCAUUCUGGUCGUGUUAAACCAAUUGUUAUUAUGAAUUAUGAUAGUAGUGGAUUAGAUAAUAAAACGCGUUAUUUGAAAACACUUACAUCAGCUAUUGAUAAAUUUAAAAAACAUAAUUUAGAUGUACUUAUUAUUGUUAAUCAAGCACCAGGACAAGCAAUACUUAAUGUUGUUGAAAGACGUUUAUCACCAAUGUCACAUGAUUUAGCUGGUUUAAUUUUACCCAAUGAUCAUUUUGGUUCACAUUUAAAUGAUAAUGGUUUAACUGAACAUGCAGAAUUAGAAAAAGAAAAUUUUAAAUUAACUGGUAAUGUUUUAGCUGAAGUUUGGAGUAUGAAUGUACUUGAUGAAUAUUCAGUUGUUGCUGAAUAUAUUAAUCCAUUACCUAUUAUUGAUGAACAACUUCAAAUGGCUGAUAGUACAUUAGCUUUAGAUAGUGUUAUUGAUCAAGUUUGUGCUGGAGAAGAAGAUAUUAUUGCUAAACAAACACGUUCAAUGUUGACAAUGAAAAUCAAGACUGAAUAUGAUAUUGAUGAAUAUUGGUGUGCAACUCAUGUUCUUCAAACUCAAUAUACAAUUCAAAUAAUUCGUUGUAAUGAUGCAUCUUGUUGUACACCAUGGCGUUCAAAUUAUAUUCAAGUUUUUCCUCAUCGUUUUCUUCCAGCACCAGCACCAUUUGAUCGUUCAUCAGCUGGUGUUAAAAUGGCUGAAAUUGCAUCAUCAUCAGCUGCUAUAAAUCCAAUUUCACCAUUCUAUGGUAAUCUUUUUCAACGUAUACAAUUUCAUGGUAUUGUUAUUAAUCGUACAAAAAAUGAUUUGUUACCAUUUGAUGCUUGUUGUCCAUCAAUACAAACUGAAUUAUCAUCACGUAUAUGUUCAAUCUGUAAACAAUAUAUUCCAAUAGCUGUACGUUUACGUAAUCAUUAUCAAAUUCAUCAACAAUAUGCAUUGGAUUAUGAUAAAAAUAAUAAAGAAGAAAUUAUUGAUGAUCAUGAUUUAAAUGAUCCAUAUGAUAUACCAAUACAAUCAAUAAAUUCAAAAGAAGGUGGUGUACAUUUAUUUAAACAUAUGACUGAAUGGUUAAGAUCAGAUUUUGAAGAUGAUCCUAUUAUUGAUGUAAAAACUAAAUCAAUAGCAGCAACAGCAGCAGCUAAUAUUCGUAAAGAUAAACAAAUGACUGCAAUAGCAACAAGUCAACAACAAGAAUCAAUGACAAUGACUCAAACUAUUACAGAAGAAGUCAAUGAAGAAAUUAUAGAGAUAUCUACUGUUAGACAAGCAAGAACUACAACUGAAAUUUCCAAUGUAAAUGAAAGUCAAACACAAAGUAGUGCUAUAUUGGAUGCUUUAGAACAAUUAGCAAUGAUUGAUGAUGGUACUAGUUCGAUUGGUGAUACACCAAGUCAAUUAAGUUGGGAUGAUCUUGAUGAUCUUAUUGACAAUAUGUAA
Molecule: messenger RNA, 2898 nt
Organism: Adineta steineri
Lineage: Eukaryota; Metazoa; Rotifera; Eurotatoria; Adinetida; Adinetidae
Source: the annotation of a GenBank genome assembly